Molecule: messenger RNA, 685 nt
Organism: Talaromyces stipitatus ATCC 10500
Lineage: Eukaryota; Fungi; Ascomycota; Eurotiomycetes; Eurotiales; Trichocomaceae
Exons: 2
Coding region: 1-456 (151 amino acids)
Source: RefSeq, a predicted model, not a curated record
AUGUUAAUUCAAUGUGAGGGAUUGGAAGAAAGUGAAGCUCAAGAAAAGCAAUGGAUUGAAGCGGGAAGAACAUUCAGCGGUCCGAGUAGUGUUGAGAAGUAUGCUAAAGGAACACUAGACGCUGCGUAUGAGUCGAUGCGAGCCUUGUUUGUGAUUCAUGAUGUCCUCGGUGGGCAGAGUAGUGUCUGGUGGUCGUUCUGUCACCGAGCUUUCUCAACUUCGAUCACCAUAGCCCGUCUAUUGAAGAUGCGUGACAGCGCGAAAGAACUUCAGAAUAACUCCGAUGCAACUUCGUCUAGAAGUUCAAGUCGCCCCAAACGAAACAUCUCGCUGGAUCCUCUCUGGGAACGGGCACGAACCGAUGUCCAUCGUAUGCUUGAACUACGUCUGAUUCCGACUGAUUCUGGCGAUCAAGCUGCCAAAACUCGAGUAGAGGUUUUGAGUAGCUACUUGUGAUUUUAGUUGACCGGUAUACCCAUGGAUAUAUUCUACACUUAAUACUCAGGGGUGGCAACUGUGUAUAUACAUCUAAUCUAGCUACAUUGAUCAACCAAAGACAAACCGUCUCCAGUUCUCCGCUAGUAUUCUGGUUCCGUCCUCAAGAGACCAACCCUUCACACGACACACUGUCCUCACAACCUCCUCCAAAAGAUCAUCCAUUCGCUUUCCAGCAGUAUGUAGGUCG